This is a messenger RNA of Entrophospora sp. SA101, 458 nucleotides long. The record is from the annotation of a GenBank genome assembly. Lineage: Eukaryota; Fungi; Glomeromycota; Glomeromycetes; Entrophosporales; Entrophosporaceae.
AUGAAACUGAUAGCAGAAUCUUGGAAAGAAUCAACAUUAUUUCCAAAUUAAAGUCAUUUAAUGAAAGUAAAAAGAUACUAAAACAAUUUUAUGCAGUUGAUAAUAUCUUUGAUGAAACUGAUAGCAGAAUCUUGGAAAGAAUCAACAUUAUUUCCAAAUUAAAGUCAUUUAAUGAAAGUAAAAAGAUACUAAAACAAUUUUAUGCAGUUGAUAAUAUCUUUGGUAAAAACUUAGUAGAUUCUACACUAUUGGCAUUAAGAGCAUUUUAUGAAAAGUUAUCAACAUAUGAUUUGAUAGAAUUAGGCUUAGAAAAUUAUGAAGAAAAUGAAUUAGUUCAUGCAUUGAAAACCUUUGUCAAAAUUAGAUAUCUUCUAGACAAAAACUUAAGAUCUUUAUCCGAUGCACUUGAGAUUGAAGAGGAAUUUAAAACAUCACCUUCAAAGCAAAUCAUUAAAUGA